This is a messenger RNA of Schistosoma curassoni, 5671 nucleotides long. NCBI's taxonomy places the organism in Eukaryota, Metazoa, Platyhelminthes, Trematoda, Strigeidida, Schistosomatidae. The record is from the annotation of a GenBank genome assembly.
GAGCGCGUAAAUCGGUUGACAAGACGGUACAAUUGAAUAAAACAGCUUGAAGUCCGCAAACUGAGUCGUUCAACACGCUUUCAACCAUCUUCUUGUAGAGUACACCAGUUGGGUAUAUGAGCCACAUAGAAGAUUGACGAAACGAAGAAGGUUACGGAUUUCUUCGUUUUUGCUUUAAAAGCAAACCAUUGAAUGGCCAACAACAUGAACAAAUUUAAAAUGUGUUUCAGGAAAAACAAUUGUCCUCAUGCCUUCAAUUUGUUGUCGCAUAUGGCGUUUAUCCGCUUUUAGAAACCGGAGUUUCAUUGCCCUUAAGUAUGCGUUUGGAAAAUUAUGAAAAGUUCAUCUGUCCUCGGAAGGAAAAAGAUGAAGAAAGAAUUGAAAAACUGAUGAAGAUUAUCAAGUGUUUGCUUUCCUUGAGAGAGUCUAAAUCUUUUCAGUUACAACGAUUAGUCAGCACCACUUCAUUUCUGGGUGAUUUAAUUGCAAGUUUAUUUCAAUCUGCUUUCGGAAUGGAUUCAUAUUUACGAAGUAAUGAUUUCACUUCGGAAAGAGUUUCUUCGUUAAUGGCAUACAUUCGUGAAUCUCAAAAAAUUCUUUGGAAACUGUUGCUUGAGCUACCACGUCACAUUGCAAUGAAAGAAUUAAUGAUUCUUCAAGGUGGUACACAAAUUCGUGUUAAGGGAGCUGUUCAGUUACCCAAAGCACCAAUCUGGUUACGUAAAUCUUGUGGUCGUUUACUAUCCCGUUUGUUGGUCCAUCCAGUUGUUAUAAAUAAUACGAACGUUGAAAAAUCUGAAAAUGCCCACAAUUUAGGUGUUAGAAGCUUGUUACUAGCUUCUCUGUCUCUUUGUCCUGGGAUAUUACCUUCGACUGGUCCGAUCACUUCGAUUGAUCCACGUAUUCAACCAAAAAUGAUUUCAACAUUGGCGAAUAUUUUGACAACAAUCCCCGAAUUUCUUCAUAAUUCCUCGGAUGAUUUGGCCAGUAGAUCAAGUUAUGAAAAAUAUUUUUCAUUAGUUUCUGUUCAGUUGUUAGAAAUAAUCAAUGCCAAGAAUAAUACCACGCCGAAUACUCAAACGGAUUCAUUAGCUGUUGCUCAUUUCUUUUAUAAUGUUGCCAUUAAAUCGGUUCAUGAUUUAUGCCAGAAAUCUUCUGAAAUUAAUGGUAAUGAUGAUAAUAUUGGUAAAAAAUUAUUACUUUGGCCAUUGAUUGGGUUAUUAAGAAAAUUUUGUCAGAUAUCUUCAGUUGUCUCAGAAAAAGAGUUAGUAAAGGAUAACUCCUUGGCAUUUGAUUUUACCACGAAAUGUCAACUUGCCUCACAUCAUGAUCUAGCUCGGCUACUAGAAAUUAUAAAAGAUCUGUUGGAUUGUCCUGAGCCAUCUCAAAUUGUUAUAACAGAAUUAUGUAAAUUGUCUAGACCAUUAUUUAUAUUGUUCGCACAAACAAUUGAAGAUGAAGAUAACGUUAAUGAUUCAGAAAGCUUUACUUCACUCAAAGAAUGCUUAAUCUGGAUUCUUAAUCGUCUGUUAUCUUCCGAUUUGAAUUCCCGUUUCAAUCGUUUGUCAUUAAUACGUAGUUGGUUUAAUCUACCUGCUCCAUCCUUGAAAUUUAUGCCAUCAGAACUACAACAUGAAGUGUCAAUUAUGAGUAGCACUACUGAUUGGCUUUCAGCUUAUUCAUGUCAAGAAAAUCUAAUGUUUAGAUUAUUAUCCAAAGUUCAACCUAUGGAAUCUUCAUCCACAUCUCUGGAUGAAAUUACAAUGAGAAAACAUAAUUCAGUCUAUGUACCAUAUACUUGUGUCAUAAUAAACGAGAAAUUACCUACUGUUAAUGGGAUACAGAAUUUCUCUUCCAGUAUCAAAAGUCUUGUCACAUUGCUAUUUUUUAUGAGUCCAUCUUCAUUUCAAAAUAAUUCUUCUAAUAAACAAGUUGGACAUCAUUUGCAUAUUCUGAUAGAUGAAAAACAAAGUGAGAAAAAUCAAAUUAAUGAGAUCACUACUCAUGCAGAUCUUUUUCUGAGUUUAUUGACAGAUUUACAUUACACUUUCCAAGCCAUUUUUGAAUCAAUGAAUGAAGCUCUUAUACCACAGAAUGAAAAAGACAUUAUUGAGAUUGGAACUGUUUCUUCAUUGAUUACUUCUGCUAUGAUUGAAAGUUUAGAUGAUUUAAUUUGGCCUCAAGAUAUCAAUCAAGCUUGUAAUUUAUUUGAGGCAUUGUUCCAUCGUUUCUGUUGUUUACUUCAACAUGCUGAAAAUCAUGAACAUGUGGAGUUUUUAUAUCAAAUGUUAAGUCAAUUGCUAGGGAUCUUAGCCUUUUAUGCUAAUAAACUUGGGUCUACUAGAGAUAAUGAAAUAAUAACUGCUCGAGAUGAAUUCAGUCGUUUAUUGCCAAUUUUAAAUAAGUUGGAACUUGUUAUCAACUCUAUAUCACACUCAAUGGGCAAUUCAACUUUAAAUCUUCUAAAAUGCAUUAAAGUUACAUUAGCCACACGUGGAGCUAUUCUUUGUCAUGAUUCUUUUUCAACUACGUCUGUAAAUAAUUUGUAUUUUACCAAAUGUAAUUUUGACAAAGCAAAAGCUGAAACCCAUCAAUCAGAAUGUCCUCCAAAAAUUAUCGAAGAAGUUACUAUCUCCAACCCCCAGAAUGUGCAGCAAUCUGUUUGCAGUCAGCUAGAGGAUCCAACUUUGAAAAAGAUUUUCGAAGAAUUACAUGAUCCUUUGAUUCCUGUCCAAGGUCAUGCAUUGAUUGUACUUAGUCGAUUGUUGGAAUCCAGAGAUUCAUGUAUUUGGGGCCAUGAAAAACUCAUAUUUGAAGUUUUAACUAAAUAUUUGUCACAUACAGAUAGUUAUAUUUAUUUGAAUGCGAUUCGAUGCCUAUCAGCUAUGGGCUGUAUAUUAACGGACAAAGUAUUAAAUCUACUGUUAAAUCAAUUCACUAAGUGUAUGCAGACUACCAAUAAACCAGCAAAUCCUAUUGGUAUCACUGUCACUAGUACUGCUGGCGAUUAUGAUAUUGAAUAUAAAUUGAAAUUAGCUGAAUCUAUAAUGCGUGUUUUGUCGAAUUUAGGUGAAAUGGCACCAAAGUAUCGAACAGAGGUGUUUAACUCUUUUGUCAUGGGAUCCAAGUCAUCUGAAGAGUUAAUACGAGCAGCUUGUCUUUCAAAUAUUGCUGAGCUUGUUCGAUUGUUAAAAUAUUCUGUUCAACCAAUCAUUUAUGAGGUGAGUGAGUGGUUUCUAUCUUAUUAUCUCUGAUAAUCAGCUUAUCAUGAAUCGAAAUAUUUUUGCUAGUCAAUGAUUUGAGUGAUUUUAAAACUGCAUAUUCAGUCAUAUAAUAUUACUUGUAAUUAGGUGAAACAAGAACUUCAUAAAUUGUGCAUUGAGUGAUCAGUAUUUUAAGUGAAUACAGAUGGAUAUUUAAGCGAAAGUUUUAAAAGUAUUACUUCUUCGAUGUGGCGAAUACCUCUAUCUAUUCAUAAGUAAGUAGUGUAUCGAUAGCACAAUCCCCAUAGAAUUUCGACUUCAAAUUAUUUUUGCUUCUCGUCGUUUGGUGUCAUACCAACCUACCAUGCGAAUAGAUCAACAUUUACACCAUAACUGUUAUCUCAUCUAUGACAUCCUCAUUAAUAUUCGUACUCUUCUCAUAAAAUGUCCUUUGUUUAUUCUAAAACAGUUCGUCGCUCUGUGGUGAAAAUUCGAAUGUAAGUAGGUUUUUCCGAUCUCUAAGAAGGUAAUUGUAAUCACCAGCCUAACAUAAAUUAAAUGAACCAUAAGUUUAUGUACACCUGUUUCGCUCUUACACGGCCUCAGAAAUCAGAUGAACAUGAUUUUCAGAUCUCACAACAAUUAUGAUACUAUCAACUGUAUAAUUAAUUUCCUGUAAUGUAACUUUGAUUCAAUAUCCUAAUUCGGAUUUAUAGUGGCAAAUCUCCUCAUUGGAACACUCAACUUGAUGAAAGUUCUUGAUAUUUUAUCACAGACUGUUUUCAAUAAGUUUGACAUUUUAAAAAGUUGUUAUUAUUACUCUUGAGAUAUUUUAUAAUUAUUUUAUUGAGAAAUGAAGGCGUUUCGGUGAUAUCGUUUUCUUGAGUUGUAUAGUCGUAUUUCUAAGUAACUUUUUACAUAUUGUGAUCCAUAAUAAAAUAGAGAAAUAUUGCAAAAUUAUCAGUAUGGGAACUUGUGGAGGUCGUAGUAUUUUAACAAUUGAAUUUACGAGUCGAUCGAAGCUAGACUACCAUAGAAAACCUGGAAGCACUGGACGGUCGUUCCAUCCUAGUAUGGGGCUCCUCAGUAGUUCACAUCCACGAUCCCGCACUCGGGACUCGAACCCAUGAUCCUCACUCUCGCGCGAACGCCCAACCUCUAGACUACUGACCCGGCAUCAAACGCUGUUAUUGUCUAACUUCAGCUGUUAAAAUAUUACAGAAUGGACAUAGAUACCUAGAUGUGUUUAGGGAUCGAGUGUAAAAGUUUAUAAAAAUUAAGUGUUCCUGCAUAAUUUAGUGUAGUCAAAGAUUACAAAAUGAUGUAAAGUAUUGAGUAGAAUAGUUUUUAGAUGAAAGGGUUAUUUCGAAGUAAUUAAAGGUACUGAAGGUUUCCGAGUAUUGAAUGAAAUGGAGGCUGAAUCAUUUAAAAAAGUGAUCAAAGGUUACGAAAAAAUGAAGUUAUGUAACGGUGUCAUAUGUAUUAGUAAAUAAUAAUCUAUAUAAUAAAUGAAAAAGACAGCUGCCCAUAUUGUAAAGAAAUUGACUAAUAAGAUAAUAAUUAAUGUUUAUAAUUUGUAAAACUAGGAGGGAAGCUAUGACCAUGAAAAAACAAGGGAUUAAACUUAACUCUUUUGUACAAAGAGGUUUGAUUCGAAAUGACAAAUUGUUAUAUAGUUUCAGCUGUGCACAAAUUCCUAGUCCAAAUCUCUUUCGAGCUAGUUCUUUUAACUAUGUUGAUAAUCUUGAACCACAAUUCUCGUGGUGGCAUAUGGCCGGAGUUAAUCAUAUGUUCAAGGAUUGAACUGCUGAUUUGUUUGCAUUCUCAUUCAGAAAGCCAUUAAAGUUAGCGUUUUAUCUUAGUUUUUCUGGUCAAAAAUCAUCUGCACUAGCCACGAACCUGCUUCUCUUCUUUGUUUUGAGUAGACAAGAAUAAUAAUGAUGUUUAAACGUGAUUUUUGCUUAUUCACUUUUUCUAUUCCUCUACUUUAGCUUUAUGUAUAAAUGAAAUGAGUAACCAUAAUUGCUGACGGUUGUCACAUGAAUACGUUGAAUGUUUAUUCAGAUAAGAAAUACUAAAUGUUUUUUACAGUUUCUCCUAGUUUUUUUUCUAUUAUUUCUAUUUUAUUCUGUCCUUACAGAUUUUGUUGUUGAUCGAAUUUCAUCUAUCUCAAGAUGUAUCAAAUGUAGUUCGUAAAGCUUCAGCAUAUUUAGCACGCUCUUUAUUCUUACCAGAAACUAGUACCACCGAAUUACCCCCAUGGAUUCCAUCUGAUGUGAUUCGUGACCUUCAUAGGCUAUUGUCAACACGUCGAAUCAUUGAAAAGGAUACAUCUGUACAAGAACAAAUUGAAUCAGCUCUUGCUCAAAUAGAUUUAUGUACACGAAAUACUGUGUUUUUAAAACCUGAUAGUCCAUCUAAUCUUGUAAAACAAAUACAUAUUUUAAACCCAUAAAGUUAUCUCUUAC